Prorocentrum cordatum is the source of this 2054-nucleotide messenger RNA. NCBI's taxonomy places the organism in Eukaryota, Dinophyceae, Prorocentrales, Prorocentraceae. The record is from the annotation of a GenBank genome assembly.
CCCCCAACCCGAAAUUGUUGACGCUUCGCGAAUCCCACCAGCCGUAGCCUGACUCAAGGGCCCAGCCUGCGUCCCGGCGCACGCCCGGGCCAGGCCUCGCCAUGAGCUCGCCUACCGCGGCCCGGGUCCCAGCCGUGGAGCUCACCGGGGAGGCCGGCGCCCCUUCGGCCGUGCGGACCCCUGGGGCCUCGGCGGAGGACGCCGAGGACGCGUCGCCGGGCUCACCACACCGAAAGUCGGUCCUGCGCCACGCGACGUGCGAGAUGCUGGUGGAGCUCCGCGGGAUAGCGCUGCAGAGCUGCCUGAACGGCGGUGGCCAGAUCUGGGACAGCUCCGCCGGGGAUCUGAGAUACCGCGGGCGCGCGAAAGUUUGUCGCCGCCUCGACUACUUUGUCUCCCACGACUGGGGCACCAGCCGCUGGGUGAAGCUGCUGACCCUCGCCGUCGACUUCAACGGCACACCGGCGUUCUGCACGAGCCUCGCCGUGAGCGUGGUGGUGUUUGCGCUGCAGGUGCAGGGCGUGCUGGUGCAGCGGAUGCCGCCGCAGGUGCGCACCACGGCGGGUGUGGAGUUCGAGGAGGCCAGCGGGGUCUGGUGCUUCCCCGCCGGCUGCUGCACCUUCUUCUUCGUCCUCCUCUACUGGCAGGUCUUCCGGGAGCGUGUCCUGUCGCCGAUCUGCGUCUUCGUCGACAAGGCGUGCAUCAACCAGGUGGACCCCGAGGAGAAGAGGCGCGGGGUGUACUCGAUAGGCGGCUUCCUCCAGAAGUCGGACCGGCUGCUCAUGCUGUGUACGUCCAGGUAUUUCUCGCGCAUGUGGUGCGCUUUCGAGGUAGCCGCGUGGCUGCAGUACAAGGACGUUGGCUCGAUCAUCUUCCUACCGCCUAGCGAGACGUUGUUCACGAGCGUCUUCUUCUCCAUUGUGCUGCUCACCCACGCCGGCGUCUACGUUGGCACCCAGUUCCCUGGUGUGCCGGUCGUCCCCUGUGCGCUGGUCGUUCUCUUCGUCUUUCCUCUCCCCCUCGUCCACUCGGCGAGGCUAGCGAUGCGGGCUCUCAUGUCGAUGCCCGAGGAGCUGCGAGUGCACGACGUGACCCAGACUCAGUGCUUCUGCUGCUCGCACCAGCACGUCGACCCAACAACACGGGCUGCGCUCAUCUGCGACCGCGAGCUUGUCUACGACGCGAUCGACUUCUGGUACGGGGGCGGCAGGCCGCGCCGCUCGUACCAGGAGGCGGUCGCGGAGACGAGCGGGCCAUCGCCCGAUGUGUCCGUAGCGACGGGCCGCGUCGGCACGGCGCGCUUCAACGAAGAUGUCCAGACCAAGCUCUCACACGCGCUCGAGAUCAUGGUCGCCAAGCCAGCGAGCUACACCUCGUGCCUCCUGGCCGCCGCACCCUCGCUGUGGCGUUACCUCGACCAGGUUACCGCCAUUGUCGUGGACGGCCCGCACGACCCCUACCUAAUUCUCAAGCGCUCGGUGCGGAUCGUCAUCGUCAGCUUUCUCCUCUGGCCGCUCAUGCGAGCCAGCGUGGCGGCGGGUGCGAGGCGCUUCUGGCGGCGCGGCGCCAGCCGUUGCGGCGAGCUCGGGCGCACGGUCGUGGCAUUCGGGAUUGGUUACCUUCCGCUCGUGGUGAGCUAUGUGUUCGCCGUCACCGUCGCCGAGCCUAACGAAGGCAUGGUCUUCGAGGCUGUGCUAAUCUUUCUCUUGGCCGUCCGGCUCGCCUUCCUGGUGCGCCCCCGCGGUUUCGUGUGUAGGCUCUGCCCGGGGCCGGGCGCGACAUGACGGUGCGACGGCCUCGUCACGGGGCCGGAAGAAGAUUGUCUUCUUGCGCAGAGCGCAACCGUGCCUUUCUGAAAUGCUGCUUUAUUCGUAUGAAUUAACUUUUAGCGUGUCGUGAAGCCGAACGGGCACGCGCUGAGGCUGUGGAUGUUGACGCCAAGCACGGACUGCGAGGGAAUAUCCGCGCGGGUCGCAGUUUGAGCCUUGACGCCUGCAUGCCGAGGGUGCGGUGCUUGUGGUGAGAAACCAGAAGAAAGUGUGAAAGAAAAAAAA